Parus major (Great Tit) is the source of this 3180-nucleotide messenger RNA. RefSeq names its product NPHS2 stomatin family member, podocin (gene NPHS2). Lineage: Eukaryota; Metazoa; Chordata; Aves; Passeriformes; Paridae. The record is from RefSeq and is a predicted model, not a curated record. Gene Ontology annotation, cellular component: plasma membrane. The coding region runs from base 46 to 1200 and encodes 384 amino acids. The transcript is spliced from 8 exons.
CGCACUCGUUCUACUCCCCAGGCAGCUGUGUGCUCCUCGGCACAGAUGAGGAUGGAGAAGAGGUCUCGGAGCUCUUCCAGGGAGUCUCAUAGAAGACGCAGAGAGUCCCCGGCUGUGCAGAGCAAACAAGAGAAGAGAGAGAGCAGCAGAGAAGCUGGCAAAGGAAAGGGAGAUGUAAAGCAGGAGAAAGCCAAGGAGACCAAGAGCACUGCAGGGAGUGAUGGAAGGGUACACACCUCCACGGUGGUGGACGUGGAUGAUGUGGUGUCUGAUGAAGAAAUGGAGGCAAUGGCAUUGCUGGAUAGUGAGCAGCAAGAGGAAGGUGUAAAGUCUCCUGGUCUGGGUGUCUGUGAGUGGCUUUUGACCAUCUUGUCUUUCCUGUUCAUCAUAAUGACCUUCCCCAUUUCUGUCUGGUUCUGCAUGAAGGUAGUGCGGGAGUACGAGAGAGCCAUUGUUUUCCGACUUGGGCAUCUCCUUCCUGGCAGAGCCAAAGGACCCGGCCUUUUCUUUUUCCUUCCCUGUUUGGACACCUAUCACAAGAUAGACCUCCGCCUCAAAACCCUAGAGAUCCCCUUCCAUCAGGUGGUAACCAAAGACAUGGUUACUUUGGAGAUAGAUGCUGUCUGCUACUACCGGUUGGAAAAUGCCUCUCUUCUCCUCACCACCCUGACCAGCAUCUCCAGUGCCAUCCAGCUGCUGGUGCAGACCACCACGAAGCGCCUCCUGGCACAUCAAGCCUUCUCUGAGCUUCUGCUGGAGAGGAAGAACAUCAGCCAGGAGAUAAAGGUGGCUUUGGAUGCAGUUACAGGCUGCUGGGGAAUCAAAGUGGAGAGAAUAGAAAUCAACAACGUGCAGCUGCCUGCUGAACUCCGGCAGUCCCUGGCUGUGGAAGCAGAGGCCCAGAGACAGGCCAAAGUGCGGGUGAUUGCUGCAGAGGGAGAAAAGGCUGCUUCCGAGUCCCUGCGGAUGGCAGCUGAGAUCCUGUCCAGUGCUCCAGCUGCUGCUCAGCUCCGUUAUCUCCAUGCACUGCACUCCCUUACCACAGAGAAACCUGCUGCUUUCAUCUUGCCCUUGCCUCUGGAUGCCAUGAACCUGGCCUCUCCAGCUACCCACAGCCCUCCAGCUGUGAGCAGCCUCCUCACAGGCACCACAAAGCUCCCAGAAAACCCAAAAGACAAGAAGGACUCACCCAUGCUCUGAGAGAAACAGUUCCCACAUUGCUCCUGCUCAGAAAGGAGCAAGAAGGCUGGCCCACCAUCAGGCUGACCUGGAGGCAGGAAGGAAAGCAGCCCAGGCCUGCAAUAUAAAGUGGAUUGUACAUGGAAAAAGCCUCUACUUGUUUUGGAAAGGGGAAAAUGUGAGUGCAAGGAGCAGGCCUGGCAAGCAUGUGAGCAGGGGGUUGAGGGAAGUCCCCUCCACAGAGCCAGAUGCACCUUGACAUGUUACAGCCCAGCUCCCAGGGUCUGAUCCAUCUUGCCCCACCACCUUGGAAGGAAGGACAGACCAUCCCCUAUGUCCUGACAUGUCCCCAUCUGCAAACCGAACAGCUGGGCAGGUGGGAGUGGGAGCACGGCAGUCAGUGGGGGAGCAGCAUGCAGGCAGGAUGGUGGGUGCUGCCAUCCCGGUGGUCCUGCAAGGAGGGAAAAGAGCUGGGUCUCUGUGGUCUCCUGGAUAUGGGAUUUCAGUAACCGCUCACAUACAUCCCCACAACCACGGCGUUUAGCCCUAGUUCUGAAGUAGGAGGAAAAGGAAGGGGAGGAGAGGCCAGCCUUUAAAGCUUGGUGCUUCCCUGCCGGGCACAUCUGCUGUGCGGAGGAAAGGCUGUGCUGCUGCUCGCUUCCACAGGGUGGUGAGGCAGGACAAGGCCUGAACUCGUGGGCACUUGAAAAAUGUGCACUCGAAAAAGGUGACCCGUUUUACCAACGCCCACUGGGCUGACACGGGGAAUCCGUGAAAUGUAACACUUCCCCGCCUUCAGCUGCCUUGGUAAUUUUCACACACGGAGAACGAACAGAGGGAGUUCACAAAAAUCCUAGAAGCCACAAAACUCCUAUAUAUCUUUCCUGCCUACAGCUGUUUGAAAUGGCCAGGAACCUACAGGUAUUGCAGUCAUUUCCCUUGGCAAAAAUCGGGAGCACUGUCAAAGAAGAUAUCCCUGCACUCAGAUAUUCUGAUCCUGGUGCCAUUUGUGUGGACAUCAGCUCUGCUCUUCCCUUUUACUUGACAUACAGCAUCUCCCCUUGCUUCAGAGCAGAUUUCCCUGCACAGCCAUUCCUAGCACCAUUGUUCUGCUGGUGGUGUCCUGUACAGGCCAAGAUAGAGGGCACUUUGUUACCCUUCUCUUAAUUGCCCACAUUUUUGGCCAUGAUGCCCGUGCCUAGCAGGGGACACCCAGCCAGUUGAUCACUCUUGAAUUUUGAUUUAUUCAUAGCUCUUUGCCUGCUGGUAACUCUAACUGCUCCCAUGAUACUCAGUCUACAAGCAUUUGCCAGCAUUUUUACAGCAAGGAUGCCUGGCCACCCAGCCCUUUUCCAAGUGUCUGGGAAGUGGGAAAAAUCCACCCCUGAACUUGUCAGUGACCACGCAAGCACCUGACUCCAGGUGUAACCUCCCACUUACAUCAUCUGCCACUGUAACCCUAAAGGGGAGGGGGGCAGCAGGAUCACUCUGGCUCCUGCUGGUGUGUCUGUGACAGAUCUCAGGAAUGAUCUGCUCAUGGAAAAUUAGCUCUGGGAAGUUGAACAGCUCUGUCAUCCUCCACUGGGGAACAUGAACUGUGCAGUCACUCCUCUAAAGCUGUUUCUGGUUAUUUGUCAUGCUGUUGGAAAAGGGUCUUCUUUCCCAGCCUCAAGGGCAUAAGGACAAAAGGGCAUAAUACUACAGAGUGAGCUGCAGCUGAUCCUUUCUCUGAAUACUUCUUUGGCUGUAUUUCUAACUCUGUGUAAAAUGAUCCAUCCCCACCAAGAUUCUUGGCACACGAAGGACCAACAGCUUUACAGAUAAACUCUCAAAGGAACAGCACUUAGCCCAAGAAGUGACUGUCAGGAGAUGUGCAGCACUACGUCAGGGCACACCCAUUACCCUGCUUGCACUUAUAUCUGCAGAAGCCAGGCAUGGCUUUUUCAGACAUGUAACUUUCUUACAGAAAGGCAAAUUAUAGCCAAGAGCAUCUUCAAAAAA